Molecule: messenger RNA, 1299 nt
Organism: Histoplasma capsulatum G186AR
Lineage: Eukaryota; Fungi; Ascomycota; Eurotiomycetes; Onygenales; Ajellomycetaceae
Product: 40S ribosomal protein S3AE
Exons: 6
Coding region: 42-809 (255 amino acids)
Biological process (GO): translation
Cellular component (GO): cytosol; ribosome
Molecular function (GO): structural constituent of ribosome
Source: RefSeq, a predicted model, not a curated record
AUCUAUCUUUCCCAGCUGCGAGAUAGGACCGUAUCGCAAAUAUGGCUGUCGGAAAGAACAAGCGUCUAUCGAAAGGUAAGAAAGGCCUGAAAAAACGGACUCAGGACCCUUUUUCGAGGAAAGAUGAAUAUUCCGUGAAGGCUCCCUCGACCUUCGCCGUCAGAGAUGUGGGAAAGACAUUGGUUAACCGAACUACGGGUCUCAAGAACGCCAAUGACUCCUUGAAGGGACGGAUCUUUGAGGUUUCGCUCGCCGACCUGCAGAACGAUGAGGACCACGCAUUCCGUAAGGUCAAGCUACGGGUUGACGAGGUCCAGGGAAAGAACUGCCUGACCAACUUCCACGGCCUCGAUUUCACGUCCGACAAGCUUCGAUCGUUGGUCCGCAAAUGGCAAACUCUGAUUGAGGCUAACGUCACCGUGAAGACCACCGACGACUACCUCCUCCGCUUAUUUGCCAUUGCGUUCACAAAGAGACGACCAAACCAGAUCAAGAAGACUACUUACGCCCGCUCCUCUCAGAUCCGCGCCAUCCGCAAAAAGAUCACUGAGAUCAUCCAACGCGAGGCUUCGACCCGUACCCUCGCCCAACUCACAAAGCUCAUUCCCGAGGUCAUUGGACGGGAAAUCGAGAAGUCUACCCACGGCAUCUACCCUUUGCAAAAUGUCCAUAUCCGCAAGGUCAAGCUCCUGAAAUCGCCUAAAUUCGAUUUGGGUGCUCUUCUUGCUUUGCACGGAGAGUCAAGCACUGAUGACAAGGGGCAGAAGGUCGAGAGGGAGUUCAAGGAGCAGGUUCUCGAGUCCGUUUAACCGGGGCUGGAAAACGAAAUGAACGGGGCGUUGGAGAAAUGGAAAUUAAAACUCGCGUCUGGUUUAUAUGUGCUGGCUGUUGUUAUAACGUGGAUUAUGGUUACAACUGUUUGAUGUCUUUUCUCUCCCUUUCUCUCUUUUUCCCUUCUGGAAAAAAACAAAAAAAAAAUCUCAUUGAACAAGAUCAGAACCUUAAAGCCACACAUGUCUAGAUAGCUGUAUUUUCAAUUUUUCUCCAUGGGUAACGCACGGUAGUGGUAAUGUUUUUUCAAUUUUAAAUGCUUUUUAAAUGUAUUGCUUCUUAUCCCCCUGGGUUAAUGAUAGCUCAGUUCAAAUCACUUUAUAUCAGUUACCGGCAGGUAGCAGCUCCCAGUGAAUAAUUCGCUACCAUAUAUGUUUUUUAUCCCAUGUUGUCUCACAACUUCAAUAACAGCCCCGAAUGUGUUGCUGCAGGGUCUUUGCGAAUUGAAACGAUUUUAUAUUUGAAUAU